UAGUUGAUAUAUUUAUUUCUUUAGUUGGGAUUAUUUAUAUUAAAUAAUAUUAUAUAUAUUUUUUUAAACACUGUAAAUGUAUAUGUUAAAUGUUAAAAGUUUGUUCUACAGUAAUAUCAGACAAUUUUACAUUCAAACAGUAACAGUCUCAACUAUGAAUCAAACUAAGUUACUGAGUCUUGUACAGUCUUGUAUACCUACACUGGAUAAUAACAAGCACAAAGGUCAAGCAGGCAGAAUAGGUAUUUUCGGGGGCUCAUUAGAAUAUACUGGUGCACCUUAUUUUUCAGGAAUAAGUGCCCUAAAAGUUGGUGCCGACUUGGUUCACAUCUUCUGUGCAUCACAAGCGGGAACAGUAAUAAAAUCAUAUAGCCCUGAGCUAAUAGUUCACCCUUUGUUAGAUCAGCCCAAUGCUAUAAACAAGAUCACUCCUUGGCUUGAAAGAUUACAUGUAAUUGUGAUUGGACCUGGUUUAGGUAGAGAUAGUGGGAUAUUGUCAACAAUAAGUGCACUUAUAGGUGUAAUAAGAGAAAUGAAAAUUCCAUUAGUCAUUGAUGCUGAUGGUUUAUAUCUUAUAACACAAGAUCUUAAUUUAAUUAAAAAUUUUACAUCAUCUGUUAUUUUAACCCCAAAUAAGAUUGAAUAUGAAAGAUUGUCAGAUAAAAUAAAUUUUGCUGGUGGUAUAAAUGAACUUGGCAAUUGUGUAACUGUUUUAAAGAAAGGAAAAACAGAUGAAGCUUUAAGUCCUGCUGCUUCUGUUCAAUGGCAAUAUAAUGAUGGUGGUUCAGGCAGAAGGUGUGGAGGCCAAGGUGAUAUCUUAUCAGGUACUAUUGCUACAUUCCUCCACUGGAUUUUAAGCAAUAAAAAUGUAACAUUUGAAGGAACAGACAAGAAUUUACUGGCAUCAUCUCUUGCAUGCUUUGCUGGAUCUGUCCUUGUAAGGAGAUGCAAUGAAAAAGCUUUUAAAAUAAAAGGACGAAGUAUGUUAGCAAGUGAUAUGAUUCCAUUUUUACAUGAUGCUUUUACUGAAUUAUAUGAAAAAAAGUCUUUAUAAAUAUAUACCUAUGAAAUAAGUGUAAUUGCUACAAAUAAUUAAAAUAUA
Pieris rapae (cabbage white) is the source of this 1102-nucleotide messenger RNA. RefSeq names its product ATP-dependent (S)-NAD(P)H-hydrate dehydratase (gene Naxd). NCBI's taxonomy places the organism in Eukaryota, Metazoa, Arthropoda, Insecta, Lepidoptera, Pieridae. The transcript is spliced from 2 exons. Gene Ontology annotation, biological process: metabolite repair. Gene Ontology annotation, molecular function: ATP-dependent NAD(P)H-hydrate dehydratase activity. The coding region runs from base 77 to 1054 and encodes 325 amino acids. The record is from RefSeq and is a predicted model, not a curated record.